Gasterosteus aculeatus aculeatus (three-spined stickleback) is the source of this 3406-nucleotide messenger RNA. It is a transcript of the gene npnta, whose product is annotated as nephronectin a. Gene Ontology annotation, cellular component: membrane. The record is from RefSeq and is a predicted model, not a curated record. Gene Ontology annotation, molecular function: calcium ion binding. Lineage: Eukaryota; Metazoa; Chordata; Actinopteri; Perciformes; Gasterosteidae.
CGUCGCAAGGCAAGUCCCCCCGCCCCCCGCCGCCCCCCACGUGCCGCUGGCUGAAACGGCCCCGAUGUUUGGAUGUAAAGGACGGGGGUCUGGCUGCAGUGGGUGCUGUUGGCUGGAGAGCCCGCUGAGUGAACCUGUGAGGGGGGGGAGAGAGGGAGAGAGAACUGUGCGCUCUGAUCGCGCGCACACACGCACACUCACACCCAUCGGGGUCUCUCGACUUUCAGACGGCGGACUGGUUUGCGCUCCCGCGCCUCCUGUACGUCGCGCAGGACCGGUGUGAGGGACGCACAGCAGACAUUUGCUCCCCGUGCACCUCGAUCGGGCGCGCGUCUCGCAACCCCCCCCUCGUGUUAGUGCGUCCUCCGCGGCUUUCUCCCCCGGUCGUUUUGGAUUACGAGAGAAAAAACAAGCAGCGUGGGCGUCUAACUCGAGAAAAUCAUGGAUUUUUGGAUAAAGUUGCUGUUGUUGUGCAGCUGCUGCUUUGGCGCAAGUGGGGACUUUGAUGGCAGGUGGCCGCGGCAGAUGGCCUCGUCCAACGGCCUGUGCCGAUACGGGGCCAGGGUGGACUGCUGCUGGGGAUGGACACGCCGCUCCUGGGGUCACUGCCAGCCUCUCUUCGCCUUAACUCACAGAGUAGCCGGGAUAAGGUGCCAGCCCCAAGCGGUGUGCCAGCCGGGCUGCAAGCACGGAGACUGCGUGGGACCCAACAAGUGCAAGUGCCACCCUGGCUUCACCGGCAAGACCUGCAAUCAAGACCUGAAUGAGUGCGGGCUGAAGCCGAGGCCGUGUAAACACAGGUGCAUGAACACAUACGGGAGUUACAAGUGCUACUGCCUUAACGGCUACAUGCUGAUGCCCGACGGGACCUGUGGAAAUGCUCGCACUUGUGGCCUGGCCAACUGCCAGUACGGCUGCGAGGUGCUGAAAGGAGAGGUCCGAUGUCAGUGUCCGUCGCCGGGGUUACAGCUCGCUCCGGAUGGAAGAACCUGUGUCGAUGUGGAUGAGUGUGCAGCAGGCAUAGCAGUGUGUCCUCGGUUCAGGAAAUGCAUAAACACUUUUGGUAGCUACAUCUGCAAGUGCCAUGAAGGCUUCGACCUGCAAUACGUCAAUGGGAAAUACCAAUGCACAGACGUGGAUGAGUGUUCUCUAGGUCAGAGCCACUGCAGCAACUUUGCCUCCUGCUACAACACGCCUGGUUCAUACAAGUGCAAAUGCAAAGACGGCUACAGGGGGAUGGGCCACAAUUGCAAACCCAUUCCUAAGGUGGUUAUUGAGCCUCCGAGACCAGACAAAGUGUCUCCAAAUCAUCACAACAGCAUCCCGGACGUGGAUCAGAAACGAACCACCACCACUCUCCGCACGCCAGUGACUCCCAAGAGAAUCUUCACGAUUUUCCCCAAAUCAACAACCGCGACAACCACCGCAUCGUCAACAAAAGCACCGCUGCCUCCGAAGAGGGUCACCCCGCCCCCACGCAAGACAGCAGUUCCCACCCAAAAGCCCCACGUCCCAACCAGGAAGCCUGCAGCACCUACGCAGAAGCCCCACAUCCCACCGAGGCCAGCGGCGCCCACGCGGCGCCCGCCCACGCCGCCGCCACCACCACCGGUCACACCCGUAGACAACACCAUCCAGAAGGAGGUUACCAAACAGAGAGGAGAUGUCCACAUCCCUCGGAACCACGGCAACAACGCCGUCCUCGGGGUGGACUUUGACAUCGAGCUCGGGAACACGGCAGACGAAGCCAAGGACGACCCAGAUUCGGGGUAUCUGAGCUGCUCCUUCGAUGAUGGUCUUUGCGGUUGGAUCAGGGACAGAGAUGGAGACCUGCAUUGGGAGACGACGCCUGACCCGUCAGGGGGAAGGUACCUCACCAUUCCCGAGACGGGCAACAAAAGGACCGGGCGAGGGGCACGGCUGGUGCUCCCCCUCAACCCGCCCUGGAACGAUGGAAAUCUGUGCCUGUCGUUCCGGCACAAGAUGGCGGGCCACCACGUGGGAAUGCUGCAGGUGUUUGUGAAGAAGGGAAAGCAGUACAGUCCCGCCGUCUGGGGCCGCACAGGUGGAAAUGGCUGGAGGCACACCCAAAUCACACUAUGGGGCACCGGCCUGGAGAGUGUGAUCCUCAAGGGGGAACGUGGGCGAGGCAGGAUCGGGGAGAUGGCUGUGGACGACAUAACCCUGAGGAAAGGCUCCUGCACAGAAGAGCACAAUCUCAGAAGACUCUGACAGAACAGAGAAAGGCCGAAAGAAAACCAGAGGGGAACUCAUCUUUAAGAGAACUGACUCUAUUGUGACCUCCCCUCAAUCUGUCUGGCCUCUCGCUGACCCCCCCCCCCCCCCGCACCCUCACCCCUCCCACACACCCGCCGUCACCCCUUUCAGCCAUUCUGUGAAUGAUAUCCAACAGGUUGUGUGUCUACAGAACAGCGAGUUAUAAAAAACAACGUUAUAUGUCUACCUUUUCAUCUAAAAAAACCCACCUAACUCCAUAACCUUGUUACCAUAAAACCUGCAUGAUCCAACUUUCCAUGGAAUUGUCCUCCACCUAACCCCCCCCGGCCCUGGCAGCCCCCCCCAGCCACGUCGCUGAGGGGCCCACGGCCACUCCCGACUCCCCCUGGUGAGAGGAUCGUUCUCUCACUCUCUGCCUCGCUUUGAUCCUCCAGCCACAAGCUUUGGCUUUUGAUUUGCUGGUAUACAUUUCUUUGAGAUUAGGAGGAUUUUUCAAAGCGUGGAAAAGACCAAUUGUUAAUGGCAGCCUUUAUUUCUAGACCCAAAGUAAAACCUCCACCAGAGAGUCCAUAGAGCCCUGCCCUGUUUGUCUUGCAGCUGUUUUACAGCACAGCUUUGAAAUGAAAGAAGUUAUUUGUCACAGUAUUUAAAAGAUCUGAGGGGUUUCAAAUAUAGCACCUUUUCUACCGCGAUCUUCUGUUUAAGCCUCCUAAAGUUAUUUGAGCUCUCUAUGGCCUUUGUUUCAAACAGAAUCUGUGUGUGAUUUCUGACACUCGCAAAUCAACACUUAGUUUCUAUUCAACAGUAUGUGCUUUGUUAUAUUAAGUGCAGUUUGUUAUAAAAUGAAUACCAAUCCAUUUUUAGGCUUUCAAAAAAUGUAUUAUUGUAAAUGUAGUUGUGUGUACAUACUCUGAUUUGUUGUGUGGUUUAUACGUUAUGUGAAUUCAUACAGUGAUAUUAAUUGGAUUUCAAAUUGGUAUAUCAACUUUUACUGAAAGAAUACGCAUCCAGAUUGAAACCUUAAAUUGUGCGAGGCUGUGUAUCUCAAUCUCAAUGUGUUAUGGUGAAAUGCUCUGUCUGGAAUUCUAAGGUUUUCUGUAUGCGUGGGUGCAUCCACCAAAUUUAGAUGUAUCCAUACCAGUAUGUAAAUAAAAUAAUUUGACUGAUA